Chelonia mydas (Green sea turtle) is the source of this 1174-nucleotide messenger RNA. Its product is annotated as arylsulfatase E. Lineage: Eukaryota; Metazoa; Chordata; Testudines; Cheloniidae. The record is from RefSeq and is a predicted model, not a curated record. The transcript has 6 exons. The coding region runs from base 1 to 1068 and encodes 355 amino acids. Gene Ontology annotation, molecular function: arylsulfatase activity.
AUGUGGGCAUCAGUCUACACCUUCACAGAACAUUAUGCGAUCACUGGGAAUGCUGCCUUUGAUGCCAUCUUUGGCUCCACCGUACUGUCAUAUGUGACUAACCCAACUCCGAAGUCCCAGCCCUCCAAGGAGGUUUUUAGAAACAAGCACGGUCCAUUCCUCCUCUUUGUUUCCUUUUUACAUGUCCACGCACCCCUCGUCACCACAGAGAAGUUUCGUGGGAAGAGUAGACAUGGUUUAUGUGGAGAUAACGUAGAGGAGCUGGACUGGAUGGUGGGCAGAAUUCUGGAUGCUAUUGACAAAGAAGGCUUGAAGAAUAACACAUUCACUUAUUUCACAUCUGACCAUGGAGGAUCCUUGGAGGCUCAAAGACAAAAUGCCCAAUUGGGUGGUUGGAAUGGAAUACACAAAGGUGGAAAAGGCAUGGGAGGCUGGGAAGGAGGGAUCCGUGUGGCAGGGAUAUUCAGAUGGCCAGGAGUAUUGCCUGCGGAUACAGUUAUUGAUGAACCUACAAGUCAUAUGGACAUUUACCCCACAGUGGCUCACCUGGCUGCAGGGAUAAUGCCUCAGGACAGGGUGAUCGACGGCCAAAACCUGAUGCCUUUACUGCAGGGAAAAGUUCAGCUUUCAGAGCAUGAGUUCCUGUUUCACUACUGUGGGCUAUAUUUACAUGAAGUACAGUGGCACCAAAAGGACAGUGGGGCACUGUGGAAGGCUCAUCAUGUGACUCCAAUAUUCCAGGCAGAGGGUGCUGGAGCCUGUUAUAGACGUGGAAUGUGCCAUUGCUUUGGGAAAGACGUAACCCAUCGUGACCCUCCUUUGCUCUUUGAUCUCUCCAGUGACCCAGCUGAGACCAAACCUCUGUCUCCUGCCACUGAGCCCCUGUUUGACACAGUAAUAAGCAGACUAGAAAGAGCUGUUCAGGAGCAUCGCCAGACACUGACUCUGGUCCCUCAGCAGCUCUCUGGGUACAACAACAUAUGGAAGCCCUGGCUGCAGCCGUGCUGUGGGACAUUCCCAUUUUGCUGGUGUGACAAAGAAGGUGACAGUGAGCAGGAAAUUCUUUAACCAAAGAAAGAACAGGGAGGCAGUCAAACAGCUAGUAACCUGAAAAAAAAAGAGAAUAGAACUUAAAUGACUUGGAGCUAAGUACUGACAUCCAUAGGCAGGGCAA